CCAUAUGACUAUUAUACUCCUUGUGCUAAAAGAUAAUCCUAUUACACUUUAGACAUUUGAUAAAUCGAAUAAUUAUGAGCAGUGAUACAAACUGGUAGAUGCACAUCAUUAAACUGUAUAUUCUGCAGCCUUACAUUUAGACAUCUUGAAAUGUGUGACUUACAACCCUAAUUCUGAAAACGUUGGGACAGUUAAUGGUAAUAAAAACAAAGAGGAGUGAUUUGUAAAUGUACUUUGACUUAAGAAAAAUGUAUUAAGACAAGGUAUUUGAUGCUUUACCUAAUCAACUGCAUAGUUUUUUGAAGAUUAACAUUUAUUUUGAAAUUGAUGCAAGUAACAUGUUCCAAAACAGUUGGGAUGGGGGCAAUUUAGGACUAAUAGUGAUGUGACAAGUUGAAAUAAGAAGGUGAUAUGAAACAGGUAAGGCAAUCGUCUAAUCUAACCACAGAUGCAAAGUAAGCAAAUUAUGAAGCACAAAAUACCUGAAACCCUUUGGGAUGAAGUGGAACACCUACUGAACCCCACUGAAAAAAGCAGCAUGCAAAACACUGCCUUGAAGUAAAUCCAACAAAUUGUUUGUUUGUUUUUCAGUGUAGAUUCAACAUGAAAGAUCUUUAAGUAAGUUGACCAAAAAACCUUUCAGGUCAAUGGGGGAAAAAAAGUUAGACCAACUCAAAAAAUGCGUAUCUGUUUAGCUAAAAAAUGAGUUGAACUUACUUAAUCUAUUUCAUUUAAGCCAAUUUAAAUCAAUUCAUUCAAAUCAUCAUGAAGUGACUCAUGACCAGCCGCUUAAACCACAGGACCAGACCCCCAAUGAAGUUUUAAUAUUUCCCCAACCAUUCCUCAAACUCACAUGCUCUUCACCUGGCCCUAACCCACCUUGACAAGAAUACUGUUCAGAGUUCUGUUCAGAGACUUCAGUUCAGCAUUCAGCACAAUCAUCCUCCAGCAGCUGAUUGAAAAUCUGGACCUUCUAGCUUUCAUCACCUCCCUCUGUAACUGGACCCUAGCCUUCCCGAGUGAGAGUUAUUCAAGAUAAAACAUAGAACUUUUUUUGAGACAUGUUGCGGCCAUCAAAUUCAAAAUGAGCUUACUGUACAUUUUCCUUAAAAGGGUACAUUUCCUCAGUUUAAACAUUAUGAGAUAUGUUUUCUAUGUUCCAUUGUGAAUAACAUAUGGGUUCAUGAGAAUUGCAACUCAAUGCAUUCUGGUUUUGUCUUUUUACACAGCGUCCCAACUUUUUUUUUGGAAUUGGGGUUGUAGUUUCACAGCUGAACCUGUGAAACAAAGAAGGAUCAAAGGUACUUAUAUACUUAUAUAAUGUAUGAGUCUGGAGCACGUGAGGUCUUACAGGAAAAAGAAAAGUCCUUAGUGUAACCUACUAUGAUCUCAAUUAGACGUCCAUUCACCAGUCCACUGAGUAGAAACGCAUUUUUUCAUACGAGUAACAGCGUUGGGCAAUAGGUAAGGUGGAUAAUUAGGGCGGUAUAAAAAGGAGCAGAGGCACAGGUGCCUCCUAACGCACGACGCACAGAACUCCUCCGACCACAGCAGGACGCUUCAUCAUCUACUUCAGUCAACCCCAGUUCAGUGCAGCUCAGUAUACGUAACUGUGCAUGAUGGAGUACCACAACGGCGUGGAAAUGAACGGUGUGACAGAGUUGCUGUAUCAUAACGGCGACAGCUCCGUGCAGCAGAUGAAAAGGGGUGAAGCGUCUCGCGUAAAGUUGGAGGAGCGGCGAGCGGCGUCCAUGGAGUCAGCCUACUCCAACAUCCUGCGCGCUCUCGGAGAGGACACCGAACGUGAGGGACUGCUCAAAACUCCUCUCCGAGCCGCCAAGGCCAUGCAGUUCCUCACCAAGGGCUACCACCAAACCAUCUACGAUGUUCUUAAUAAUGCCAUUUUCGAAGAAGAUCAUGAUGAGAUAGUUAUAGUGAAAGACAUUGACAUGUUCUCGCUUUGUGAACAUCAUCUAGUACCAUUCUUUGGCAAGGUCCACAUAGGAUAUUUGCCAAGAAAGAAAGUGGUUGGCCUUAGUAAACUUGCAAGGAUUGUAGAAAUCUAUAGCCGCAGACUGCAAGUUCAAGAGCGUCUGACGAAGCAAAUUGCCAUGGCCAUCGCUGAAGCCCUGCAGCCUGCAGGAGUAGCAGUAAUAAUUGAAGCAGCUCACAUGUGCAUGGUCAUGCGUGGCGUGCAGAAGAUUAACAGCCGUACUGUGACCAGUACCAUGCUGGGAGUAUUCAGAGAGGAUCCGAAGACCCGUGAAGAGUUUCUGGCCCUGACCAAGAGCUGAAGGAGCUGUCCCACUGCUCCUUCAUAAAAGUCUCAUCUCAACAUGAAACACCAGCAAAGUGGUUUCACAUCUACCUGAUCCAUAACAUUCACUUCUUUUGGCAUCCACACAACCUAAAUGUGCUUGCUAUUAGGGCAACACUUUGCAAGUUACUGAAUAAUCUAUAUAUUUUUAGCAGAGUAUGAGUGUCAUUUGGAGUAUACUGUAUUUUUUUUUACAACUUCAGGACUCUUCUCUUGUUAAUAUUCAUGUACAUGGUGCUCCAGCCAUCUGCUUGAUAAAAUGAUGUUAUACCCUCAUAAAUCAACCCAGUCAUAAAUUAUAAAAUAAGAAAUUAUUUUUGUUAUUAUUUACUUAAAUUUAUUAACAUAAUCUUGAUUUGCAACAAGUUGCUAUAUACAACUAAUUCUAAUUAUUGCCGCUUGAAAAACAGAUAAAGAUCUAAUUUUGCUUUAGUAGUAUUUUAACAAAGUGAUUUUACUGACAGUAUUUUUUAAUAUCUAAAUGACAAGCAUGUCUAAUUAUUCGACAUCUGCUCCUGUUAUUAUUAUGACAAAUUUCAUGCAAUCAGAGAUAUUUGAGUGGGUCUGAUCAAUCUUUCUUGUAUGAAUAUUUAUUGGAUCUGUAAAUGUACACAGGUCCACAUUCACGUUUUUUUUUUUUUUUACGAGAAUAAGUGUCUGAUCAGUUGACAUGUUUUCUUGUAAAAUAUAAUUGUAAAAAAAAAAACCCAGCUUAUGAACACUUAAUUGCAUUUCCUGAACAGCUGAGGUUUUUUUUUUUUUUUUUGGUAAGCCCACAAUUAAUUGAUCUCGAUCUGGUGCCUCUCCCAGAAACACUGGGAUUAAGACACAUGCGUACACACGCACACACCUCUUGACACCUAGGGAUAAUUUGAGUAGUCUAGAGAACCCAGGGUAACAGGGGAGAACCUGUGAAACAGAGCUGUGAAAUGGCAAUGCUUUGAACAGAAAUAUUUAAAAGAUGUGACCUGUCAAACACAGCUGGACUGACAGAAACACUCCAAUCAUCCAAUUUUAAUUUUCAACCAAAAUUUCCCUUUGGUUGUGCUUGCUUGUUUAAUAGCAGGAUAAUUGAAGGGUAUGAUAAUUUAUGAUUUGCUCAAUGGCAUUAUGACACUGUAAGCUGUUAGUAGUAUUACUAAAACCAAGAUCACAUUUUGAGGCCCAUUAAAUUACAAAUGCAUCAUUGAAUAUCUAACUUUCUAUCAUAAUUUAUUCAAAACGAAAAACCCUGUAAUAUACUCUCAAAACAAUAAAAUGUAUUAUUAUAACAUAA
Messenger RNA from Ictalurus punctatus (channel catfish), 3593 nucleotides. It is a transcript of the gene gch2, whose product is annotated as GTP cyclohydrolase 2. Gene Ontology annotation, cellular component: cytoplasm. Gene Ontology annotation, molecular function: zinc ion binding; GTP cyclohydrolase I activity; GTP binding. Bases 1617 to 2294 code for a protein of 225 amino acids. The record is from RefSeq and is a predicted model, not a curated record. The transcript has 6 exons. Gene Ontology annotation, biological process: tetrahydrobiopterin biosynthetic process; tetrahydrofolate biosynthetic process. NCBI's taxonomy places the organism in Eukaryota, Metazoa, Chordata, Actinopteri, Siluriformes, Ictaluridae.